Molecule: messenger RNA, 1356 nt
Organism: Ochlerotatus camptorhynchus
Lineage: Eukaryota; Metazoa; Arthropoda; Insecta; Diptera; Culicidae
Gene: colt
Product: carnitine/acylcarnitine carrier protein colt, mitochondrial
Exons: 2
Coding region: 229-1134 (301 amino acids)
Biological process (GO): carnitine transmembrane transport; mitochondrial transport
Cellular component (GO): mitochondrial envelope
Molecular function (GO): O-acyl-L-carnitine transmembrane transporter activity
Source: RefSeq, a predicted model, not a curated record
AAGUUCACAAUCAUCAUUCAAUCAGUAUCAGUGUGCAGUGCAGUGCCAGCGAGCGAAUUUAUUAAGGGAAAAUCAGCCAGCAUAGUGUACUUUGGACUCGUUAUUUAUUAUAAGUAAGCUUGCGCAGGCUCAUAAGGUGGCUGAUAGCAUUUCUGGUUGGUGAUAUAAUACGUCCACUUAGACUAGAAGUAGUACCGAAGCAGGAAGCUAAAAACCAGCAAAAAAAAAAUGUCUGAAAAUGUUAGCCCCAUCAAGUAUUUUCUGUCCGGAGGUUUCGGAGGGAUCUGUACUGUUUUGGCAGGACACCCUUUGGAUACGAUAAAGGUGCGCCUGCAAACUAUGCCACUGCCUGCACCUGGUCAAGCUCCGCAAUUUGCCGGAACGUUAGACUGUGCGAAGAAGACAAUCCGAAAUGAAGGCUUCAAAGGGCUGUACAAGGGAAUGUCGGCUCCGAUAGCUGGCGUGGCACCAAUCUUUGCCAUGAGCUUCUUCGGUUUCGGUGUUGGAAAGAGAUUACAGCAAAAGACGCCUAAUGAAGAGCUUAACAACACUCAGCUAUUUGCAGCGGGAGCUUUCUCCGGUAUAUUCACGACAACGGUGAUGGCCCCGGGAGAGCGAAUCAAGUGCCUGCUUCAAAUUCAACAGGGAGGCAAUGCGCCUCAGAAAUACAAUGGCAUGGUGGACUGUGCUAAGCAGCUGUACGCCGAAGGUGGAAUCCGUAGUAUUUACAAAGGAUCGUUUGCCACACUACUCAGAGACGUCCCUGCUUCGGGAAUGUAUUUCCUUACAUAUGAAUACGUCAAAAAGGCACUGGCUCCGAAGGAUAACGAAAAGGAGGACGCCGGAAAGGGCCUUUUGAGGACUAUCUUUGCUGGAGGCAUGGCAGGAAUUGCCAACUGGGCUAUUGGAAUGCCAGCUGAUGUGCUCAAGUCUCGACUGCAAACGGCUCCGCAGGGAACUUACAAAAACGGUAUUCGCGAUGUGUUCCGAGAACUGAUGAAAAACGAAGGACCGCUGGCACUCUACAAGGGCGUAACUCCGGUGAUGUUGCGAGCGUUCCCAGCAAAUGCCGCUUGCUUCAUUGGAUUCGAAAUUUUUAUGAAUUUUUUGAACUUCGUAGCCCCGAACUUGUAGACGGGCAGUGAAAAAGCAGGGAUUAUCUUAUGUUUGUUCUAUUUGUCUUGUUUAAGUCUGAAAGAUAUCGUAUUUUUGAAUAACUGCGCAAGGUGACGGUCCAAUCCAAUCUGUUGCCACCUACCUGUUGUUUAACAACACUGGUGAAACCUGGGAGCUAACUGCCUAACAUGUUGAUACGUUUUGUAGAAAGUUGAAAAAAAUAUAUGACUUUAUAUGAAA